Zea mays is the source of this 775-nucleotide messenger RNA. RefSeq lists its product as uncharacterized. Bases 127 to 495 code for a protein of 122 amino acids. The record is from RefSeq and is marked validated. NCBI's taxonomy places the organism in Eukaryota, Viridiplantae, Streptophyta, Magnoliopsida, Poales, Poaceae. The transcript has a single exon.
GACGGCGACCACGCUACCAGGCACUGACGCCGUGAACUAGUUAGUCAUAGCCCCCCCCCUGAAAUCCCAGUCUCCCAAGUCCCAACCAAGGAGCCUUGUGCCCAUCCCAUCCGUCGUCGUCUGGACAUGCAGGGAGGUGUGAGCUGCGUCGGCGGGCGGCUGGGCCUGACCAUCGACCCGGCUGGCGACGGGGAGGCCCCCGCGGAGCGCGUGGGGCGGUUGGUCCGCGAGAGCCCCGUGGUGAUCUUCGCCUGGCGCGGGUGCUGCAUGUGCCACGUGAUGCGGCAGCUGCUGGCGGCCGUGGGCGCGCACGCGACGGUGAUCGAGCUGGAGGAGGCCGCCGAGGAGGCCGCGGCGUCGGCCGCCGCCGCCGCCGCCGUGCCGGCGCUGUUCGUGGGCGGCGCGCCCGUGGGCGGGCUGGACGGGCUCAUGGGGCUCCACCUCAGCGGCCUCCUAGUCCCGCGGCUCCGGGAGGUCGGCGCGCUCUGCGGCUAGGCCGGGCCGGGGCGGCGUCGUCACUUGCUGGUGGUCUGGUCUCUCUGUCGAUACACGGGUACGGUACGUUACGUUACGUAAUUUAGGGGAAGCUGAGGGGGGUUGGAGCGAAAUGGCCGUGUGACGUUUGUAUACAGACGUCGUUGCUAGUUCUGUCUGUGCUUUGCUUUGCUGUGUGGCGCUGGGGCCGGGUGAGGUGGUUGGCUAAAGUUGAAGACCUAUGUGAGAAAUGCCUGGGUGUAACUGUAAUUAAUACGUUUGUCCUGCACGAGUUUGUUAA